AUGGCUUGUGAAAAGUUGGAGACUUUAAAGAAGCCGCAAAAACGAAUCGUUUUCCAAGGAAUGCACGCCUCCGACUCACACAUUGCAAGCAGUAUGCCUUUUGCGCAAAGAUGGCAUCAAGAGGGUCACUACAUUGAAUUUCUCGAAACACACGAGAAACCGGAGAGUUACAACUAUCCAGCCGGCAUCAAUCACACGUAUAUUCAGCUGAAAAGCGAUGUUUCUUAUACAGAAGUUUUGCGCGCCGUUUGGAGUCAUUAUUUUGGAGCGUCAACCUUUGCGUCAAUUUAUAUGGUUGGCGAGAUGGCUCUACAAAAAUGCUUUAUUGAACAUAAAGAAGAGAUGAAUAAGUUUUUAGAGAAAGAUUUCGAUUUACUGGUGAUCGACGAGUUGUUCUCUAUCCUCGGAUUUGGAUUGGCGUUGAAGAGGAAAGCUGAAGGAAUUCCAUACGUGACGAUAGCUUCGUGUGCAAGCACUCAUGUCAUGACGCAUCACUUGGCUUUAGGAAACAACUUCAUAGGUCGUCCGGCCUAUUUCUCAAUUCCAAGCGCUCGCUUUGAGCCGAAAAGCUUUUGGAGCCGCGUGAACACUUUCAGAGAAUCAUUAGCCGAUUUCAUUCUUGUUCACAUGAAUAUCCAUUUCCAUGCUCAAAAUGGAGUGAAACAUUUGGGCCUCGACGGGCUUCAAAUGGCUGAAGUGGCAAAGAAGGCUUCAUUCUAUUUGUAUGAGGAGCUGACAAUGUUCAACUUUCCGCAACCAGUUGGUACAGAGACUCUUCAUGUUGGUUUUCAUUGUCCCAAGUUUGGUGAGCUUAAAGGAGACUAUUUGGAGCAUGUGAACCAUCCAGGAUCACAGGGAACAAUUCUGAUCGCUUUUGGAACGAAUGUGAAAUGGGAGUUCGCUCCAAUUGAAACGAUAAAAACCUUUGUUGACGCUGUGAACGAUUUAACCGAAUUUCGAAUCAUUUGGACGUACACUGGUGAUGCUGAACAUGUGAAAGACGUGAAAUCUCAUGUUCGGAUCACAAAAUGGGCUCCACAAAAGGAGAUUCUCAUUCAUCCAAAGACUGUCGCUUUCGUGUCACAUGGUGGAAUGAAGAGUGUAAAAGACACGAUUUGUGCGGGAGUUCCUGUGGUGUUCAUGCCGAUUUUGGCCGAACAGACGCUGAACGCGGAGAUGUGUCGACAAGCAGGCUUUGGCUUCACCUUGGAAAAGGACAAGUUGACGCCGGAGAUUCUUCGAAAAGCUUUAAAAACGGCAACAACUGAAAGCUAUAAACAAGCGAUGACUCGUUUCCUCCUUCAAAGC
Mesorhabditis belari is the source of this 1308-nucleotide messenger RNA. Lineage: Eukaryota; Metazoa; Nematoda; Chromadorea; Rhabditida; Rhabditidae. The record is from the annotation of a GenBank genome assembly.